CAAGGGCAUGGGCUCUUAUCAGGACGGACCGCCUUCCUAUGACGUUCUUGAUGGAGUAUCAUAACAAGGCGGCUACUGCAUUACACAUAACCGUGGCGCAGACACAGAGCCUUGUUCUCCGCAGAGUACUUUUAACGGAGCAUUCACGUCAUGUCCUUCGAUAACCCUGCGUCCCGAUCUGUGUUGCCAUGACAGGUGUGAACUUGCAUCUGAACGACUCUCUAGGGUCCCUCUUCAUUGGAGUGCUCUUUGCUGUACUUCUAUAUGGUGCUGAAUGUGCACAAGUACUGUACUACUUGCGAGCCUAUCCAGAUGACUCCUUGUCGAUAAAAGCUCUGGUCAUGUUCUUGUGGACCCUCGAGACAGCGAGAACAAUCCUUGAUCUCAUUGCGGAAUGGUACUACCUCAUUCAGAAUCAUGCGAAUGUGGCGGCGCUGGAGCUCUUACCUAUCGCGUUUCUUCAAGCCGAGUUCUUCCUUAACUCCCUGAUGGUUCUCAUUGCGCAAAGUUUCUUUAUACACUCCAUAUGGAGGCUCUUAGGCAUCGAGAAUCGCUGGUACCGCUGGCCAAUAGUAGUGACCGUGAGCUCGUUGGCUCUCUUGUCCUUCACGGGUGGUUGUGGGGCAGUGUGGAAGGCACACCAACACCAUGGUGUCAUGAACGAAGUGUUGCGUUCCGUGGAGUUUCCAGUUUCUGUUGCGCUUGUCACCGCUGUAGUCACCGAUAUCUACAUUACCGUUUCUCUUUGUCUCACAUUACGUGCGCACAGGACCGGCUUUGUGCGGUCUGACACGCUCAUCUCGAUGAUUCUGCUGUUUGCCAUUCAGAGAGGAAUUUUCACCGCCCUCAUACAAACAUUGUUUUUCUUGACGUAUGUCUGCACCUUGAAACAAGAGCUGCUCGUGUGGAUGGUAUUCCAUUUUCCCGCAGGCAAGGUAUACGUCAACUCGCUUCUCGUCAUGCUUAAUGCCCGACGAUAUAUCGGUCAAGGCGGGAGUGACGGCGCUCUCGGCUUUCGUCUCACAGACCUCCCUCUCGACAGGUCACCACAUAACGGACUAUCCCAAUAAUGCGUUCACUGGUGCUGUCGAGACUGUUCUCUCGCUUAAGGGCUAUUUUCAGAGAAUUUAACCAACAGGAGAAGUCGCGCACACUAGGACGGGCGAUGUGCUCGACAGAAGUGGUGCAUCACUACAGUGAUGCGAUCGAGAUUGAAUCGGCAAAUGGAAGGAGAAAACAUGUAGAAGGUGCGACGUGAUACAAAAAAGAAAGAAAUCUGUCCUUCCGAUGAGUGGACGUUGACUUUUAUUAGCGAUAGGCCCAUGUUACUGUAAUAAAAUGUCCACCACCAGUGGUUCAGGAUCUCAGCUAUAUGAUAUACAUUCAUCAAUUGUGCCUUCAGGCAUC
Molecule: messenger RNA, 1407 nt
Organism: Laetiporus sulphureus 93-53
Lineage: Eukaryota; Fungi; Basidiomycota; Agaricomycetes; Polyporales; Laetiporaceae
Exons: 20
Coding region: 189-1070 (293 amino acids)
Source: RefSeq, a predicted model, not a curated record